AAAAUUACGUCUGUUGAAUGCACUCCCCCAUUCAGAGUGUUGGUAACACUAUUAAAUGACAGUUCAAUAUUUUCAUAAUACCAAAACCAAAAUAUCAUUAAUAAUAAUAAAAACAAAUACCAUAACAAGAACAAAGUAAAUUAUUAAGAAAUAAUUGUUCAAAGAAACCUUAAACAGUUUCAAUCAUGUCUCAUACGUUUGCAAUGGGCGACCCUUACGUAGUCUCAGUGGAAGACAUGGAAGAAGACCCCGAUCAACUGGCAGCUGAAAACACCGACGAUUCGAGCCACGGCGAAAAAUCGGGGGCCCCGUUACGGGAACAAGACCGCUUCCUACCCAUUGCCAACGUUGCAAAAAUAAUGAAAAAAGCAAUCCCGGACACUGGCAAAGUCAACAACAAAAUCGCCAAAGAUGCCAGGGAGUGCGUGCAAGAAUGUGUUUCAGAAUUUAUCAGUUUUAUAACAAGCGAAGCUAGUGACCGGUGCCAUUUGGAGAAACGUAAAACCAUCAACGGCGAGGAUAUUUUGUUCGCUAUGAGUACUCUAGGUUUUGACAAUUAUGUCGAGCCUCUGAAGUUGUACUUGCAAAAGUACAGGGAGGCGGUCAAGGUGGACAAGAAUUUGCUGCAGCAGGGGUACGAGGACGAGGACCCUUUGUUUGGCGGUAUCAGUACAGAUAAUACUGAUGGCACAGUUAUUUAUACUGUACAAAAUAAUUUUUAAUAAAUUGUUUAAGUAUAUCUUGUGUAAUUAUUAGAGAAUUGUUUUUUUAACACUUCUAAUGGUAAAUCACCUAUUCCUUA
Messenger RNA from Ceutorhynchus assimilis (cabbage seed weevil), 802 nucleotides. Lineage: Eukaryota; Metazoa; Arthropoda; Insecta; Coleoptera; Curculionidae. The record is from the annotation of a GenBank genome assembly.